AUGUACAAAUGGAGGCCACGGGGAUGCGGGGGUGUUGGGGGCCUAAAGCUCCGGAAUCAGGAGGCGACUCAUUUUCUCUCCUUUCCGGCCUCUUUCUCUUCUGCCGAGCGCUCUGAGGUUCAUAUGUACCCAGAUGAUCAGCUCGGCCCUUCUCCACUGGACAGUGGCCAGAGGUCCCUGGAGACCCGGAGAGGGUCUCUCCGGAGCCCAAAUCACCCCACCCCCAAACCCCGCAGCUGGAUGGGAGUCCAGGCCACUUCCCUAUCCGGAGCCGGUGGGACAAGGAGUCCUGGUGCCAAAUUUGGCCGCGGUACAGGCGCUAAUUGUUUCAGAGACACUACAGGUGAAAUUAACAGCGGGCUGGCUGUCCAGGCCUGGGUGGAGCAUGCCCUUGUUAGCUUGAAGGUUCUCCCUCGCAGCCCGUUUGGAUGCGUGCGUCUACAGCCCAGUCGCACUUGGCAAGAAAAGAGAAACACGGGAGACGAAUGUUGAAACCCAGAUCUCCUCGCUGAGCCUGGAAGCUCGCCACCGUGGGAUCACGGGAACCAGAGGCAAGAGGCUGCGAAUGAGUCCAGCACCCGCUUUCCUCGGAUUUUAAAAGCAUACCUGGGGCCAGAGACUGCACAGCCAACUAAAUGGAGUAAACGCAACAGGUGGAGGAGGCAGAGUUGCCAAGGGCCAAGCCCGGCGCGAUCUGGCCAGUUCUUGGGGAGCGCGGACCUCGGACUGCAGAGAGACGUUUUGAAGAGUGCUGAGCGCACCUGCCUCUCGGAGAUACCCAACUCCGCCCGGGCGUCUGCUGAGAACGCACAGUCCACAGACCCCGGGAGGGCUGCCCGCCCUAGGACACGUCCUCUCCGGACCCCUCACUCUUUCAAAAUUGGGGAAGAGGCGGAGGAGAUGCAAAAGAAGAAAGAAAGGAGAAGAAAAGAGAGAAGGAAGGAAAGAAAUUUUAAAAAAUAA
Symphalangus syndactylus (siamang) is the source of this 963-nucleotide messenger RNA. Its product is annotated as coiled-coil domain-containing protein 140-like. NCBI's taxonomy places the organism in Eukaryota, Metazoa, Chordata, Mammalia, Primates, Hylobatidae. The record is from RefSeq and is a predicted model, not a curated record.